AUGCGGGGUAAACCCACUUCCCCAGACCCGCCCGCCUUGGACAUCGGCGGCGGCUACAUACAUACGUAUCUACACUCAAUUGGUGACUGUACACAGCUGUACAUCCUAUCUGGCCGAGCCUCAGAAUCCCACUGGUAUUCCGCUCCGCUGACACGGUUAACUGCUUUCAUCGUGCAUGAUGGGGUCCCGCGUUCUGCGGGACGAGAGGAUGACGUUUCAAAGUCAAGCUUCUCGUCAAGACUCGCGAUUACCCCAUACGUAACUCUCCAUUCGCCUGGGCGCUUGUGCAUCCGAUCCACGGGUCCUCCAAAACAGGUUACUCGUCCGUUCCCUUCGCAGAAGAGUGGAUGA
This is a messenger RNA of Coprinopsis cinerea okayama7#130, 351 nucleotides long. RefSeq lists its product as hypothetical. NCBI's taxonomy places the organism in Eukaryota, Fungi, Basidiomycota, Agaricomycetes, Agaricales, Psathyrellaceae. The coding region runs from base 1 to 351 and encodes 116 amino acids. The transcript is spliced from 4 exons. The record is from RefSeq and is a predicted model, not a curated record.